ACGUCUUUAAAUAAAACUGAAAGUUAAGCCCUUUGCUUGUGGGCAAGAAGUAACAAUUACUACCUAACUUACUGCAGUAAUGAGUGCACACAUUAAUGCUCCACCCUCUGUCAAAUAUGGCUUGUGGCUCAACUUUAAUCUGCUGUUAAAACACAGGAGUGCCCACAGCCAUUUGUGAAUUGAAACAGGAGAAACAUUUUAAGUGAUCUGGUCUGGAUCAUAAAGUGUCCUUCAGCUGAGCUGCUUUUAGAACAGUUUUUAUCCUAAAUACAGUAGAUCAGAAUUCAUCUUUAGGGAUGCCUGUCAGUAGCCAGGGUAGGGUAUGCUAUACACAAACUCUCAACCACAACUUUAGGCUGAACUUUGUAAAAAAACAUUCUAUGAAGUCAGGGCAGUAAAGAUAGUAGAGGGAGCAGGGCCAAUACACGUGAAAGUUGUAAUGUCCUUAGGACAGGUUGUAGAUGUUGGCUGAUACAGAUGCUCAUCUUUAUGAGAAUAUAUUUUUAUAUUGUUUUCUUGUAUUUAACUUUUAAUAGAAUGUUAGAAGCAAAUAAUUUUUUUUAUAAGACACCAUAAUUGAUACCAUGUCAGAGGAGCUUACCCCACAUCCAGCAAGGGGGCUUCUUGUGAUUUUUCAAGCAGCUUUGGCUUAGAUUUUAAACCCCUCAGGUCUGUACCAAAAAGAUGUGGUUUGUGAUUACAACCAUCUGUCUGUCAGCUAAGUGCAUUCCCUUAGCCUGUGCUGAUAGCCUGCCUAGUGGGACAAUACCACACCUUUGGUUAAGUCACAGGGAGCCAGGGCCACGCUGAGGCUGCACGGCUGAAGUGGUGAAUGCCACUGCACUGGUUCCCUGCCCACCUUCUUUUUGCAGCCUUUUGUGCAUGCAGCUGUGGCAGGUGACUGCAGAAGUGCAUCUGUGCUGAAGUUACAAGUUUACAGACCAGAACCUGAGAGUAAACUGAAAUUUGCAGCACUUGGCAUGGGUCUGUCAGGCUCAGCUGUGGAUAUAACCUGAGUGCUCUGGAUUAUAUAUUUAUAACUUCAUUUUCUUGCAAGAUUCACUGCCCAUAACAUCUGCUUUAUAUUUCAUCAAGUCUUGCUAAGAACGUGAAUGGCUGUCAUCUCAUUGGGACUUCUACAUAUAUUUCCCUUUCCUUUCUCUUCUCUUGGUAUUUCUUUAGUUCUCUUUUUUUUGUUUUGCUGAACCUGUCUCGUCCUUCCCUACCACUGACACUUAGUCAAGUGUUUUCCUGUUUCUGAAUAACAAAAAGCCAUGCUCAUUUCCAGCUGCCCAUUUCUCCUGGUGAGGUACCUCUCAAUCUCCCACCCUGGCAAUUCCAAGCAGCAGGCCCCAGCUGGCAGAGCUCUCUGUGAUUCCCUUUUGGGGCCCUUUUAUGUCCCAUAUCCAAGAGCAGGAUAACCAUGUGGAUGUAGACUGCCUUAGCAGCCUGGUUUGAGAACUGUGACUGGCCCAGCUAACAAAGUCAUUCUUUAUGCAUCUAGACAUGAAGGACUGAGAAAUUUGAGAAUAUGGGUCGUUGUGAUUAUUUUUUGUCUCACCAGGCCCCAUCAUGCCACAGAUAAUUUUAAAGAAUUCCUCUGGGCUGUGACUUGGGUUUUGGUCUUGCUUUUCACUCCCCACUCAAAGACUGUGGUUAAUCAAAGAAAAGUACACACAUACCUUCUUGGGUGGUAAUUCUCCCUGUAUGACACAUUUACUGCUGAGAAAAAAAAAACCAAAAAACUAUCGUUGUUUGCCAUUUUUUAAUCCUGUAAUUGCUAUGUUUAUUCAUGGUGUUGACUGAAAUUCCACUGAAUUUUACUUGCAUAUGGGCCUUCUGAUCUUGGGUCUAAUUCUGCUGUUCUAUCAAACUUGCAGUUUAUGCCAAGCCCUGCCCUUGCUGUCUGUUCAUAUGGGUUUUGUCCCAUAUCCCAUACCCAUCUUCAUUAUUUCCUUCUUUUUCUUGGUCAUCCUCCAUUUCCUCAUUAUUUCCCUUCUGUUGAUUUUUCUAGCUUUUCUUUUAAAAAAAGAGAGAAACAACAUAUCAUCCACUGCCUUAAAACUUGGUGUAAUUUCUGUGUUUCCCACAUCCUAUGCCUGUCUUGUCUAAGUUGAUUGUAUCUCAGGUCACAGACUGCCUACUCGACACCAAAUACCAUGUUAUAGGAAACUUCUGUUUGAGUUAGUCUUUAUGCACAGCAUGAGUAAAUACAUUUUAUUAACAAUAACAACAACUAUGCAAGUAAUCCCUUAUAUUUUAAUGAUGGGACUGAUGUAAUGGCUCAAAAUAAGUAUGGCAAAAACGAUUCCUUAUGGUACAUGGAAUUAAGAUGAAUAGAAGAUAUCUUUAAGUAGGAAUUGACAAUAUAUCUUAAAAAAAAAAAACUUAUUUAACUUUGCCUCUUUUAAUUUGUUAGAUAAAAGAUUUUUAUUGGUUUAUUCAUACAUUCAUUUCUUCAUUGUGGUAGGAUCGCAGUGACUACUUGUCUCUGAGCUUGGUGGCCUCAGGGAUAAUCCAAGCAAGCAUUAGGUUAAACAUUGUCUAGAACAAUGAAGCAGCAAACACAUGCAGGUGUUUUUGCUCUAAAGUUUAGGUGAAAGCCUGAUACCUAUAUGCAGUAUUUGUAUAGAAUGUCUGUAUAUAGAUGAGGAGGAGCUUUACAGGAAAUAAGUUGUCAGCCCCAGUCUCUACAGGUGUUCAGCAGGAGCUCAUCCUGAACCACAAGGUGGGAUAAAGCAGGAAGGGGUUUAUCUGAAAGGGCAGCAGUGGGAUUCAGUUGUAGGGCUGCCAGGAAACAGGAGAUGUCUUUAGACAAUGAAACAAAAGGUACAGUGAGCUUGGAGGGAAGGGAGGAGAGUCAAGGACAGUGCUCACCAAUGCUCCAGCAGAAAAAGGAAAGAAACACAAGGGAAGAAGGGACUGGCAAACCUAGAUGAAACAGUGACUGGAGAAGUGAAAAGUGAGGAAAAACUGCAAAAACUAAGCUGAGACAUGAGCUAGAUAUGCUAAAUGUGACUGAAGGGCCAACAAGAGAUUGGCUUAAAAUGGAUUGAGAAGCUUUCAGAUAAGAGGAAGCAAAACCAACUUUGAUGGGGAUUUUGGGUAGAACCCAACAAGAAACAGAGAGAUGUGACUGGAAGAACCUGUGAGGUGGCAAGAGGCACUUAUACCAAAGGCACUUUUUUUUUCAUGUUUUGGGUUUUUUUAAAUUACAAAAGAGACACGCAUAUCUCUGUGGGUGCUAGGAAUCAGAGCAGACUGAAUGACUAAAGCUGUGAACAAAUGAAAGAGAGCGUUGGGAAGACCAGGAAAUGAAAUGGGGUGAAGUUACCAGGGCAAGUGAUGGAGUUACAGAAGACAUGUUGAUAAGCUUUUUGUUACUGCCACAUAGAGACUUGUAGACAGAGGAAGCAUGAAGAGAAUAUUUUAUCACUUUUAUCUUUACAGAAAAUGGUGAGAUAACAAGUGGAGGAAAACAGACAGGAAGGCUUGACAAGGGUUAAGCAGCAGCAAUGAAAAGCUCACUGGGAUUACAAGCGUGCAGAUGAGCAGCAGAAGGAGAAUUGUUUAGUUGUGAGAAGGCAGAAAUGGAGGAGAGCAGGCAUGUGGGAGAGGAAGUUGCCUUGAUCGCAGGAUUUCCGUCGCUCUGCAGUGCAAGAGCAUGCAUGGGUGGAGCAAGCAGUGAAGCACAUCCCUGGCCUACAGAAGUUACAGAAGAUGCUUCACACCAGCCUUUUAGCUAUCAGAAAUAUUAUUUCAAGCUCUGUAAAGACAAUAAACAUAAUGAUAUUAACACAUUGUUUUAAGGUCAGGUUUAUGGAAUCCAAUGCUUGAGAGAAACCUUGGAGAUUCUACUACUGUUUGUUAGGGAGCACAUAAUGUUAUUUUCUGUUAACGUGUGGGGCCACUUUAAAUUUGUCCUUCUGCUUUAUUAAACCAUCGUGGGAAGUGCAGCAGGAGGAAACCCGGGUAAUUGGCUGCAGCUCCAGAUGCAGCCGCUCGCUCAUUGGAGAGAGGAGGAUUCUCCCCGUACUAAAAUUAGACCAUCCCCGCCCUCCAGAAAUGCUUCUGGAAACAGGGAGGAAUUGUGACACCGCCGGAGGAGCGGGUGGGCAGGGAGCUGUGCAGGGCCCUGCUCCGGACCCAGCCUCGGGCUGCGCUGCAAGGUGCUUCGGGUCCUGGGUGGUUUAAAAAAAAUGCACACAGUAAAGAAACUGCAGGAGAUUCAUGUUCACAGUGAAACACAGAUAUUAAAUUCAACAUUUCUUAUGUAAGAAUAAUUCUGAAGUGUUCAUGCAGGCAGAGGAAGCCUUUGAACUGCUAAAUUUAAGCAAGGGCUGUCAGACUUGUGCUUGUUGACUUUGAAAAGAAAUGACUUGCUGAAUUAACUCUGAACUAAACUAAAAAACUGGUGGACUGUUUUCUAUCAGCAUUUCUUAAAAAAUAAAACAUGUUUAUCUGUUAUCGCUGUGAAGUUGCAGUGUUUACAAUGUCUUCAAAUUAAAUAUUGGAUAGGGUUAAAGAAACAAAUGCCAUGUGCUUGUGUUGGUGAAGGAAAGCCUGUAUCUGAAUUUGUCUUGUGUAUUUGGAACCUUUAUUUUUUAAGGUAUAUGAAUAACAAUGCCAGUCUUCAGUUUUUAAAUAUAUUUCAAAUUGGCUGCAAGGAAAUAACUGCAUCUUUUUAUUUCUUGUUUCUAUAUUUAUAUUAUUCACAUUACUCACGAAAAGGAUUAAGGCAAAAUGGGUUUUUCUUACACUAAAACCAGCUUUUGCUGUAAAUUUGCUAUUCCCUCACUUAACCAGGGCAUAAAGUGUCAGCACCUCUGGCUCCAAAUCCUAGGGGAUUUUUUGUCUUUCCUCCUUUGCCUUUUUCAGUCUGACACCAUUAAAAUUUAAAACCUGCACACUUGUGUUUUCUCUCUGUCCCUUUGUCAGUGUCACCUCAGGGGUCUGAGCGCAAUGUCCAGUUCUGGCUGAACUCAGCCGCGAGCCCCAGGUGUUCCAGCACCUCGGAUCCCAGAGUUUUAUGAGAACACGGUGAGGAGAGGGGACGAGGCGCAGGGAGAGAGAGGAGCAGGGCGGCGGGGGCACGCCGCAGUUAUCGGGGCCGUUCACCGGCCCACGCCCCGAUAGCGCGGCCAGCUGGCCCGGCUCCAUCCGGGAGCGCCGGUAAACAAGGACGGGAGGUGACACCGGGGCACCGCGCCUCGGCUGCCCGGCCGCUGAGGGUCACAGUGGUGGGUGGACAGUGGCUACUGCACAGCCAGUUCCUGCCAGCCGGCUGCCCCCGGAGAGCCGGGGAAAUAGGGGAUGUGUGGGGAGCAAAGCCAUUGGCACCGCGGAGUGGCACCGGUACCCGCUGUACGUCGCUCGCAGUGCUGAGAGCCACCAUUAGAGAGCUGUGCCUCGGGGCACUGCAGCUCCCGCCCCGCUGCCGCUGCUGAGGCGCGUCCACAGGAAACCUCCCCACAAACGCUGGUAAAUGACCUGGAACGGCUGCUGGCUUUUCCUUUAUUUUUUCCCCGCCAAUAAAUCGCGCCACGUCGCUUCAUGAGCGUUUGUUGUGAGCGCGUGGCUCCCUCAGCAGUUCUGAGCGUGAGGUGAAACCGACAUAAAGCUUUUACUGUCAGGGAGGAAUGAGGAUUUUGAGAUAAGCCCCGGAGAUCACGCCACUCCGCCCUUUACACCCGCACCACACGCAGAGCCCAUCCUGGGACAGCCAUGGUCUCCGUUGUGUGCGCGGAGCCCGCGGCCAUCCCGACCCUGAGGCGUACUCCGCCUCCGCCGCCAUCACCGCGCCGCUCCCGGCCGCCAUCUUCGUCCCGCCCCGCCGAGGCUCGCGGGCGCCAUCUUGUGCCCGGCCCCGCCAUCGCCCGGCAACGGCGGCGGGUCCGGCGGAGCCCCGGAGGCCGGGAUAGCAAAGCCUGGCCGGGCCCCAAGAGUGGUAGCAAGUGCAGAGAAGAUCUCACAUGGAUUUUGUGAGUACAAAAGGGGCAAGUGAAUUCUAAUUUAGAAGUCAGGAUGGAAGUCUUAAUGCCUGAACCUCAGAUUUUUGUGGAAAGAACUCUGGCUAUCAUCAAACCAGAUGCCAUUGAUAAAGAAGAAGAAAUAGAGGAUCUCAUUCUCCGAUCAGGAUUCCACAUCAUUCAGAAACGGAAGCUCCAGUUAAGCCCAGAGCAAUGUAGCAACUUCUAUGCAGAACAAUUUGGAAAAAUGUUUUUUCCUAAUUUAACAGCCUAUAUGAGUUCUGGUCCUAUAGUUGCUAUGGUUCUUGCUAGAAAUUGUGCAGUCUCUUACUGGAAGGAAUUGCUGGGACCAUCCAACAGCCUAAGAGCUAGGAUAACUCACCCUCACAGCUUAAGAGCACUCUAUGGGACUGAUGAGCUGAGGAAUGGGCUCCACGGCAGUCUCAGCAUCUCCUCAGCAGAGAAGGAAAUUCGAUUCAUAUUUCCAGAAGCAAUCUUGGAGCCAGUUCCCACUGGCCAAAGGGCUCGGGAUUACCUGAACCUGUAUGUGAAGCCCACGCUGCUGGCAGGGCUCACUGCCCUGUGCAAAGAGAAGCCAGCAGACCCCAUGAUUUGGCUUGCUGACUGGCUGAUUGAACACAAUCCUAAUAAACCUAAGCUACAAUAUCGCAUCUCUCAGGAAGGGCAUUGACAGUGAGAGCCUGGUGGAAGCCAUCUCACACAUUCCAAGUUAUAGAUGUGUAUUGUCAUUUUUGGUGUGUCCUUUGACUGUAUAAGCAAUACUGUCUAUGUAUUUAAAGUAAAUGCAUUUGUCAUAACUGCUUGUGUCCUCAUGGGAUAAAUAACCCUACACUAACCAGCAUGUAGUGGUUCUAAUACCUUCUCUGCUGACAAAGUGAAUGUAGAAUUACACAAUAAAUUUAUGGCAUUGGGUGAUUAGAAGAAGGCAAUGUUACUGCUAUUGUCCACAUUUUUCUUAGUUUGGCUUUGUGGGAGAACAAAAUCAUUUACAGCAGUGUGGAUUCCCAAAUUAAAUCCACCUGGCUUGUGCUUUGCAAAGCCAAAGGUUGUGUUUCAGCAAUUUUUUAGCAUAAAUUCAGUUAUGAAGGGAGGUACUUGGAUAUAAUGUAGAAAACAAUUACUGGAGGCAUAUUAGCAACUUUGGAAUUUUAAUUCCUGAUUACAUCACCCAGCUAAGGUUGUCCUUGAAGAUUAUUCACUUAGUCUGAUGUAUUUUGUCAGAAUAUAAUUCAAAGGACUUAUUUGAAGGUACAUUCAAAGCACCUUUCCCAUCUUGGUGCAAAAGGCUCAGGGACUAUAAAUAACAAGAUGUAUUUUAGUCAAGGACUAAGGUUGUCUUCCAACAUUUGUUUGCAAUAAAGGUGCUUAAUUGGAACAGCUCACAUUUAAGAGUGUUUUCUGUGUUCUCCUGCUCCUAAACAUACACGAAUUUCUGUUUUCCUCAAACUUUCAUGUGUUCUGUUGAAGAAGAGUGCUUUCAUAAGAGUGCUCUUCCACAAGCAAUGGGUUAAUCCCAUGCUAUUGCCUUUUAUGAAGUAACUGAACUGUUUUUUGGGGAUGUGGGGCUUUUUAAUUUUCUUCAAAGAGCUGUACUUAUGCUGUUAGCUAAUUGUAUCUUAUGGUUUGACUGGCUAUAAUGAAGAAAACUGUAAUUUUCAUAACUCUGAAAUAAGAGUAUGCUUGACUAAUACUAAACAAACAAGUAAUUUCAUAAUUUGUUUCAUGAAAAAACUUGCUUCCCCAAUUUGAGUAAUUAUGAGAAACACAAGUCAUUUUUCUGUAACAUCAAACUUUGUUGAAGUGAAUUGUUUAUCCUCUCAGUGGAACAAGCCACUAUUGCCAGCCCAGAUAAUAAACAUUUAGAAACUAGUCCCUACAGUACCAAGACCUAAAAAUCUCGGGACUGCCAAGAUAAGGAAAAAAAAUGAAAGCCUAAACCCUCAAAUAAUGAAGAAUAAAAGUAUGAGGUGGUUAGAAAUACAGUAACAGAUCUGUUUUCAACCCAUUUAUUUUGCCUAUAAUUAUUGUCCCCAUAUGUGUCUGAUUGCUCCAAUUACAGGACAGUUGUGCUUUGUGGUUUCCUGUCAGCCAAAUAAAAAAAUACAUUUUCUAAAGAUGCCAGAAACGAAAAUCCGGUGAAUUCACAAGGCAUUCCCCUGUAUUUUGUUAGUUACUAUGACAUUUGCCUGCUUAUUUUGGUGUGCUACUGUUUGACAAUAAAUGCAUCCUUAAUGUU
Molecule: messenger RNA, 8226 nt
Organism: Pyrgilauda ruficollis (rufous-necked snowfinch)
Lineage: Eukaryota; Metazoa; Chordata; Aves; Passeriformes; Passeridae
Gene: NME5
Product: NME/NM23 family member 5
Exons: 9
Coding region: 6025-6660 (211 amino acids)
Biological process (GO): CTP biosynthetic process; UTP biosynthetic process; negative regulation of oxidative stress-induced intrinsic apoptotic signaling pathway
Molecular function (GO): nucleoside diphosphate kinase activity
Source: RefSeq, a predicted model, not a curated record